Rotaria sp. Silwood2 is the source of this 813-nucleotide messenger RNA. The record is from the annotation of a GenBank genome assembly. NCBI's taxonomy places the organism in Eukaryota, Metazoa, Rotifera, Eurotatoria, Philodinida, Philodinidae.
AUGACGAAGAAAGUCAAGGCAGUUCGAAAAUUCUUAUUAUUAUUUAGUGCAAUUAUUGGUCUAAUUGCAGUUAUUCUAGCAAUUGUUGGCGUUGCAACAAGAAAUUGGGUUAGUGUUCAGGGAGAUACAAAUGAAUUACAGACUAAAUUUGGUCAGCUGCUAGAUGCGAAUGGGACAUUUGUUGUCAAUGCUGCUGCGUCUAUAGCUGCUUUAGGAAUACCACCACCGCUAACGAAACCGAUUGUAAUUAGCCUUGCAAAUGCAACACUCAUACAAGUAGAAAGGCAAUUGAGUAGUAAUCUUCAGUUAACAACCUAUAGUUUAUUUGAUAAAAAAGUUUCAGCUGCAAGAACAGAAGUUCCAGAAUUAAAAUUAUCACAAGGUCUUGUUAUUACCGGUUUAGUCUGUCUCUUUAGUGGAACUUUAUUGGCAACACUUAUUUUUUGCAUUCCUGUUAAUUUACGGUAUAUUAGUCUCAUCGCCACUGUCUCUCUGUUCUUCCUUGCUCUCGGCUCAAUUCUAAUUCUUCUUGGCUAUUUACUAUUUACAAAAUCUAUCACUGAAGAUUUUGGACAUGAACUUGGAAUUAAAGUUUCUUUAGGGUACAGUUUUGUUUUGGUUGCGAUCUCUUCGAUUAUUGGAUUUCUCACAGCCAUUAGCUUUGCAUUGUCACGGAUUCCAUAUGUUCAUCAUGCCAGAAAUAUGAUGAUAGCAGGUGAAACAACAGAUACGAUUGGGCACGCUAUCGGUUUAAGCGAUCAACAACGAAUUCCAGUGCCCGUGGAAGUUAAUGUAUCAGUCGAAGCAACAUAA